Molecule: messenger RNA, 1122 nt
Organism: Nycticebus coucang (slow loris)
Lineage: Eukaryota; Metazoa; Chordata; Mammalia; Primates; Lorisidae
Gene: CCER2
Product: coiled-coil glutamate rich protein 2
Exons: 5
Coding region: 69-878 (269 amino acids)
Source: RefSeq, a predicted model, not a curated record
CACCGCGCGGGUUAUAAGCGCUGCCCACCGGCGUCCGCACAGCCGAGGCCCGGUCAGCACACCCCACCAUGCCCCGCCGCGGGCCCGAGUCCGCGUUGCUGCUGCUGCUGGUGCCGGCGCUGCUGGGGGCGGCCACCGCGGCUCCCUUGGCGCUCAGACCCUCCAAGGAGGAGCUAACCCGCUGUCUGGCAGCGGCAGUCACAGAGGUGCUGACGCCAGGCCAGGCCCAGAGAGGACCCUGCAUGGCUCUCCUCCACAGAGAAAUGUGCGAGACAGAGCCCAAUAGCUGCAUGUCCCCUGGGGAGAAAGGCCUGCUGGUUGGAGAUUUCAAGAAGCAAGAAUCUGGGAAGGCCAGGUCCAGCCAGGAGGUGAGGGAUGAAGAAGAGGAGGAGACAACAGACAGGACCCACAAGUCUGAGGUCCAGGAACAAGCCAUCCACGAGAAACUCCACAGCUGGCUCCAACAGAAGGAGGAGGAGGAGGGGGAGGGGGAGGAGGAAAUGAAGAGGGGCCCCAUGGAGAUCUUUGAGGACCUGUGGCAGCAGCGUCUAGAGGGUGGAGGGGGCCUCCAGAAGCGAGUGGCAGAGAAGGCCAGAGAUGAGGAGACAGCUCAGUUCGAGGCAGAGAAGGGCAUGCAGGUGCUGGGCGGGGGCCACGGUUUGUGGCAGGGAGGGGAGGGGGGCGGAGGAGAGAGGCAUGAGGAGUCCCCGCACUACCACCACCACCGCCACCACCAACCAGAGGCUGAGCCCAGGCAGGAGGAGAACGAAGAGGCUUCGGAGAGGGAGGAGCAUGACAUGGAGCAGUUGGAGCAUGUGAGAGAGGAGCUGAAGAAGACCACGGAGAUCCUGGGGGAGCAGCUCAGGAGGGAGGGCUGAGCCCCAACACACCCUAUGGGUUAGGACGGUUGGCCCCCAAGCCCCCACCUCACCCAGCACCCUACUCCAGCCCCAUCUUGACAGAGGUGGGGAGAAAGGUGUGCCUUAGAACCAAGACUGAGGGCACCAAUCUGACAUGGGCACGGGGGCUGGGCUCAGAUCCACUCAGGAAAUACCCCCUACACCCAUCUGACCCCCUCCAGCCCUUCUGAGUGAAUAAAGCACAAAGAAAACCACCACGGCU